AUGGAAGACAUAUGGGAUUUUGAUAUUAUUGAUGUUGAAGUAGACAAGGAUUUGAAGAAGCAAACCAAGAGAUGCAAUGAUGCGUUCUUGAAUAGCUUGUGUCCCGACAUAGCUGGUGAAGAAGGUGAUGACUUUGCAAUCCCUGAAAUUGAACAUAUCGACGACGAGGUUGACUUAAAUGAAGAUGAUGUGGUGGAGAAUGAAGAUCAUUUUGACUCAAUGCGAGAAGGAAAUGGGUCUGAUGAAGUAUAUGGGUAUGAUGAAGAUGUAUCAAGUGAAAGUGAUCAUGAUUCUAAGCUUGAGUUUUAA
Lactuca saligna is the source of this 309-nucleotide messenger RNA. The record is from the annotation of a GenBank genome assembly. Lineage: Eukaryota; Viridiplantae; Streptophyta; Magnoliopsida; Asterales; Asteraceae.